Molecule: messenger RNA, 329 nt
Organism: Scleropages formosus (Asian bonytongue)
Lineage: Eukaryota; Metazoa; Chordata; Actinopteri; Osteoglossiformes; Osteoglossidae
Product: C-C motif chemokine 3-like
Exons: 3
Coding region: 11-316 (101 amino acids)
Biological process (GO): immune response
Cellular component (GO): extracellular region
Molecular function (GO): chemokine activity
Source: RefSeq, a predicted model, not a curated record
UGAAGAAACUAUGAAGAUUCUGAGCGCUGUUCUGCUCCUGGCAAUGCUCUGCUCUCAUCAGCUGGUCUCCGGUGCCAUACUACCAAGUGCUUCGAAUGACUGCUGCGUGAAGUUCUUUAAAGGGGUUAUACCAUUGAAGAAAAUUAUGUCUUACUACAAGACCAGCAGCAGCUGUCCCAAACAAGCUAUCGUGAUGAAGACCGACAAAGGACAACAGUGCGUGAAUCCAGAGAUGCCCUGGGUCAAGAGACAUGUUGCUUCCUUGGACAGACAGACGACUACAACGACAACAGUGAAGAAAACUACUCAAAUUUAAACUCUGAAUAGAU